CAAAGAGUGAAACAUCUUCAAUUGCACAACAUGCCGGGUGGAGUGAAGUUAUUGUCCCCAAGCAGAUGACAAUAUACAGUAAGGAUAUGGGAAGCCAUAGCACCGCGACACUCUCACUGACCAUGGCUGCACUGUAUGUCUCUCUGCUACUGGCUGCUCUCUGCAUUGGCACAGCCGCGCCCCUGCAGUGCUACACGUGUCCCGUAGUCAUCAGCAACGCCAACUGCCUGACCCCGACCAACUGCAGCGAAUCCGACACCUCCUGUAUGACCAGUGUGGUUUCUAUAUAUGACAUACCGCUCACGUUGAUCAAUAAAAUCUGCACUUCUAGCUGCACUCCAUCGGACAGAAAAAUCGAUGGUUCUAAGAACACAGUUUCCUGCUGCAACACCGACCUGUGCAACGUGAGCGCCGCCCCUGGGGUAAAAUACAGUUACCCUGCGCUGGGGCUGUCCCUCGGGUUCCUAUUGGUCCUGCUGAGAGGCUCCGCCCUGUGACCCCCCCCCCGGCUGCCUGCAGAUAUGGGCAUUAUGGGCAUGUGUCACAGUAUUGGGGGACUUAGUGUCACUCACAUGAGUCAGAACCACUGCCCACAACCCUGUGCCCCCAGCAGCACCGCCCCAUCCACAGAUCCUGCCCCCCCAUACCAAUACCCACGUCCAUGAUCACCCCCACCCACAAGUGGUUGAUAUAAAGAUAGUUGGGGGCAGUAGUCAAGUCAUAGUAUUGCUAAAGGUGCUAAAGAGUAUUGAGUAUUAUGGGUGUGGAGGGUGGGGGCGGGGUGUUUGCUGGAUGAUACUGGGCACCUCCCAUUUACAGGCCCCUCCACCUACAGAAAGAGGGGUCACCCCCCUAUAGUUCCACUAUGGGUCAGAGAGUCUGUGGGACAGGACCCAUCCAAAUAUCAGUUUGAUCAUCUGCCUCCAACUUGCUGCCUUCAAGCAACUCUCCCCUGUAACUGAGCAGUUGGUUUCACCCAGUUCGCUAAAUGCAGCGCUGUGCAACGUGGGGGAUUCAUCUACAGACUGUCCAAUCCCGUUGCACGACUCGCCCCUCCCACUGAGACAACUGCAUGAUCCCAGC
Xenopus tropicalis (tropical clawed frog) is the source of this 1083-nucleotide messenger RNA. RefSeq names its product secreted Ly-6/uPAR-related protein 1-like. The record is from RefSeq and is a predicted model, not a curated record. The transcript is spliced from 3 exons. Bases 66 to 497 code for a protein of 143 amino acids. NCBI's taxonomy places the organism in Eukaryota, Metazoa, Chordata, Amphibia, Anura, Pipidae. Gene Ontology annotation, cellular component: plasma membrane.